UUCCAACCAAACACUACACGAGCACGGAAGGUUGGCGUGGGAAUAUUCCCCGUCUAUGUUGUUAUCAAGGAAAGCGUAGCUAAAAUUUCGACAGACUUGAAGGUGCUUUGGAAAAAAAAAAACUAUUAGCAAAACACACCCAUAAAAAUAUAUCAUAAAAAAGCUUCCUUGAGUUUAAAAUUUAAAAGUUCCAAUGAUUUGCACUUUUUCGCAUUGAAUUCAAAUACCGUGAUUCUCCUGUAAAGUUUGGUUUUGUUUUUAAAAGGGAUGGUGAAAUAAUUAGCGGCGUUCUGAUCACCAUUCAGUCGGCAAUAAACGUGUUUUAUAGAUGUCUUAUUAAAUAUUUGUACGAUAAGAUAAUUAAUUGAGGAAUAGAAAUGUAUCAAGGGGUGAACGCCAUGCAAACAGAUGGCGUCCAACAAAAAAGGCGUUACAACCGAAACAAUGACAAAAACUCCGACUAUUUGUCUACAAUAAAAAUUUUGUGCUAGGUAUCUGAUAAAAAUGUACUCGAGCGAUUUUCGCCAAGAUAAGGUCUCUAAGGAAUCUAUCGUUUGCGGAUAUAUUUUACGGGCUGUGAAUACAAAGAAAAGAGUGAAACAAAUCAAAGAAAACGUUCAGUCAAUUUCGAACGUCUCCUCCGGCUAGACAUUAGACAAGACGCGAAAAAUACAAAAAAAAAAAAAAAAGAGAAUACAUCUUAACAUAGAACCACGAAAUAAAUUGCUAUCAAUUGACCUAUGGCAAUGAAAUUAAUGGUCUCUCGUAGUGGUAGUGAAAACUUCAAGUGAACUAAGAAAGUACCAAAAAUAGCAAAAACAACAAAAGAAUAUCACAUCUCAACCGUAAAACGUGAGCUUUAAUUAACUGAUUGCUUGUCGUACUUCGCGAUAUGAUCUAAACGAAACAUAGUUGUGAAAAGUCCGUGUUUAGUUUUCUCUAAAAACACUCUAGUCGGUCGUUUGUGCUGUGAACAUCAUGAGGGAUCCAUCGGAUAACAAGAAAUCGAAGAAAAAAUCCAAAAUGCCGCAACAGCAAAGGGAUGUGGGAUUUUUUGAACUCUUCAGCUUUGCUACGCGUUGGGAGUAUUUUUUGCUGGCGGUGGCGUUUGUAGCAGCUUUUCUCAAAUCCCUGGUAUUUCCGAUAAUCAUAGUGGUCUACAGUGAAUUGGUGGCCAUGUUUGUUGAUCGCAAUUUAUGUCUGCCCACAACGAAAACGUAUUUCUUACCCCUAUUUGGAGGCGGAAAAUAUUUAUAUAAUGGAACAUUUGAGGAGAACAUGGAGGAAUUACGAAAUGAUUCAAUGUCGUUCGGUAUUAUUUGUGCCCUCGACUCACUGCUAAUGUUCAUCAGUGGCAUUAUCUAUGUGGAUCUAUUCAAUCAUGUCGCUCUCAAUAUUGUCGUUCGCAUGAGACGAGACUUCUUUGCGGCCACCAUACGACAGGACAUCGGUUGGCACGAUAUGGCGCAAAAUCAAAAUUUUGCCGUACGCAUAACAGACAAUAUGGAGAAAAUACGAAAUGGUAUUUCAGAAACCAUAGGCCACUUUGUAAUGAUGUUUUUCGAUAUUGUCAUCAGUAUUCUAAUAUCCUUCAUAUAUGGUUGGCGUUUGACGUUGGCAAUUUGUGCAUACAUACCGCUGACCAUGGUGAUAAACUACUUGAUAUCGAAGUACCAAAGUAAAUUAACAACGGAGGAACAAAAUGUCUAUGCCAGGGCAGCUUCGGUAGUUGAAGAAAUCAUAAGUUCUAUACGCACUGUGGUAGCUUUUGGUGGUGAAAAAUCAGAGAGAGAUCGUUAUGACGACCUCUUAAAACCCGGCCUCAAAACUGGCAAAAUCAAAGGAGUAUUUUUGGGUCUGGGAGAUUCAGUUUUGAAAUCAAUGUUGUUCAUAAGCAGUGCGGGUGCCUUUUGGUAUGGAGCCCACUUGAUUCUUGACGAUCGUUUCAAGGAGCCGGAAUUUCAGGAAUAUACACCUUCCAUUCUGAUGAUUGUAAUUUGUGGCAUCAUUGUGGGUGCCGAUCACAUAGCUCGCACUUCGCCCUUCCUAGAAGCCUUUGCCAGUGCCCGAGGCUCAGCAGUAGCCAUAUAUGAAGUGCUUGAAGCAGAAUCGAAAAUUGAUCCCCUAUCAAGCGAAGGCAAAGUUGUUAACUAUGGUCUCAAAUGCAAUAUCGAAUUCCAGGAUAUAUUCUUUGCGUACCCUUCACGGCCCGACACUAUUGUGCUGAGAGGUUUCAAUCUAAAAAUAAACGAAGGCGAAACAGUGGCUCUGGUCGGCUACUCUGGAUCGGGCAAAUCAACAUGUGUGCAGCUAUUGCAAAGAUUUUACGAUCCCAUCUUCGGAAAAGUUAUGCUGAAUGAAGAGGAUAUUCGGAAAUACAAUGUCAAUUGGCUUCGAUCUCAAAUGGCUGUGGUGGGUCAGGAACCGGUACUCUUCUAUGGUACCAUCGAGGAAAAUAUAAGACAUGGUAAAAUGGAUGCAACACAAAAAGAAAUUGAAGACGCCGCAAGAGCUGGUGGAGCCCAUGACUUUAUAAUAGGUUUACCAGAGGGCUACAACACCGUAAUUAGUGAAAAGGGUGUUCAGUUAUCCGGAGGACAACGUCAAAGAAUAGCCAUAGCCCGUGCCCUCAUACAAAACCCUAAAAUUCUUCUGCUUGAUGAAGCCACCUCUGCUUUGGAUUAUCAUUCCGAAAAAUUAGUUCAGGCCGCUUUGGAUGGAGCAAGCAAAGGACGAACAACAUUAGUGGUAUCCCACCGCCUUUCAGCCAUUCGCAGUGCCGACCGCAUAAUUUUCAUAGAUAAAGGAAAAGUUGUGGAGGAAGGCAACCACGACAGUCUGAUGAAAUUAAAGGGGCGUUACUAUGACAUGGUCACAGCUCACCAAUAUGAAAAUUUGCUCGACAACGAAGAUGCCGUGGAUAACAAGGAAACGGAUGAUGUGGAAACUGAAAAAGUAGUGGCCGUCGUAAAGCCGGUACCAAACGGAGUCAAUGUUCCUCGAUUCUCAGAGGCUUCGUUGGAUAAAAAUAUGAUUCAGGCAUUUGCAGCACGUUGUUCUUUAACCGAUCCGUCAAUGAAAGAAAUGGCUACCAUAGAGAAAACCCAGUAUUUGAAAACAUUCCAUCGUGUGGUGCAGUGGGCCCGACCUGAAUGGGGCUUCUUGAGCAUAGCAGCCGUAUGCGCGCUGUUGUACGGCUGCGCCCAACCGGCAUUUGCUUUUGUUUUUGCUGAUCUCUUUGGUUCGUUGAACGAAAUCGAUGAAGCCGAUGUACUUCGCAACACAGGAAGAUCGGCUAUUAUUGCCAUUGUUGUGGGCGUUUUGGCAGGUGUCACUUGUUUCACACAGACGUAUUUCUUCAAUCUGGCUGGAUUAUGGUUUACAACAAGAUUGAGAUCUAUAACAAUUGGCAAAAUCCUUGGCCAAGAGAUGGCCUGGUUCGAUCGCAAGGAAAACAGUGUUGGUGCUCUGUCAGCACGUCUGUCCGGAGAUGCCUCUGGAGUUCAGGGUGCCAUUGGCUUUCCUCUCAGUAAUAUGCUACAAGCAUUUUCGAAUUUUGUCUGCAGUUUUUCCAUAGCAUUUUCCUAUUCAUGGGAACUUGCAUUGAUUUGUUUGACAACGGCUCCUUUUAUGGUGGCAUCUGUGAUUUUUGAAGCCAAAUACACCAACAAAAGUGCCGUUAAAGAAAAAGAAAUUCUCGAGGAAACCAGUCGGAUUGCCACAGAGACCAUUGCCCAAAUUCGCACGGUAGCAGCUCUGCGAAGAGAAAAUGAUUUGAUUAAAACCUAUGACAUUGAAGUUGAACGAUACCGCCAAGAAAUUAAAAAGAAACUUCGCUACAGGGGUGUCAUAAACUCUCUCGGAAUGUCAAUUAUGUUUUUGGGUUAUGCAAUCACGCUUACCUACGGCGGUUAUAUGUGUGCCGAUGGCAGAAUUAAAUUUGAAAAUAUUAUGAAAAUUUCAAAUUCCAUGUUGUAUGGUUUAUUCAUUCUGGCCCAGUCAUUGGCCUUUACGCCCAUGUUUAAUGCUGCUCUGGUCUCAGCAGAUCGAAUAUUCUCCAUCAUUGAUCGUGAUCCGGAAAUUAAAUCGCCAGAAGUUUCAUCCGCAAAGAAUUAUUCUCUAAUAACAGGGAAGAGUAAUGCCGUACAGGGCGUCAGUUUCCAAGAUAUACAUUUCCGUUAUCCAACGAGAAGGGAUCAGAGGGUUCUAAAUGGUCUCAACUUAGAAGUGCUACAAGGCAAAACCGUGGCGUUAGUAGGUGCCUCAGGUUGUGGCAAAUCAACCUGCGUGCAAUUGUUGUUGAGAUACUAUGAUCCCGAUUCCGGGAGCAUUUAUAUCGAUCAGGAUGAUAUUCACCAUGAUUUGACUUUAAGCGCAUUACGUAAACGAAUUGGUAUAGUGUCCCAAGAGCCAUCGCUAUUUGAAAAAACAAUAGCUGAAAAUAUAGCCUAUGGGGAUACUUCACGCACUGUUCCCAUGGAGGAAAUACUGCUCGCAGCAAAAAUGGCCAAUGCCCAUGAUUUUAUUUCAGCACUACCAUCUGGCUAUGAAACAUGCCUCGGAGCCAGAGGUACCCAACUAUCUGGAGGUCAAAAGCAACGGAUUGCAAUUGCGCGAGCUCUAGUUAGAAAUCCAAAAAUACUGCUUUUAGACGAGGCCACCUCCGCUUUGGAUUUACAAAGUGAACGCCUCGUUCAAACGGCCCUGGACGAAGCAUGCUCGGGUCGUACUUGUCUAGUGAUAGCCCAUCGCUUAGCCACAGUUCAAAAUGCCGAUGUGAUAUGUGUUAUACAGAAUGGCAGAGUUAUCGAACAAGGCAAUCAUCCCCAGUUGUUAGCCAAAAAUGGAAUUUAUGCCAAAUUGUAUCUCAGCCAACCAAGUACCCAUUAGUAAAAGUUUUUAGUAUUAUAGUGUACAGUUUUAUGGAAGAAAUGUUAAGAAUAUAAAAUAAACAAGAUUAAUUAUCAAAAUA
Messenger RNA from Musca domestica (house fly), 4972 nucleotides. Its product is annotated as multidrug resistance protein homolog 65. NCBI's taxonomy places the organism in Eukaryota, Metazoa, Arthropoda, Insecta, Diptera, Muscidae. Gene Ontology annotation, cellular component: membrane. The record is from RefSeq and is a predicted model, not a curated record. Gene Ontology annotation, molecular function: ABC-type transporter activity; ATP binding; ATP hydrolysis activity. The transcript is spliced from 11 exons. Bases 979 to 4890 code for a protein of 1303 amino acids. Gene Ontology annotation, biological process: transmembrane transport.